Pochonia chlamydosporia 170 is the source of this 2193-nucleotide messenger RNA. RefSeq names its product oocyte zinc finger protein XlCOF20. The transcript is spliced from 2 exons. NCBI's taxonomy places the organism in Eukaryota, Fungi, Ascomycota, Sordariomycetes, Hypocreales, Clavicipitaceae. Gene Ontology annotation, biological process: regulation of transcription by RNA polymerase II. The coding region runs from base 1 to 2193 and encodes 730 amino acids. Gene Ontology annotation, cellular component: PcG protein complex; transcription regulator complex. The record is from RefSeq and is a predicted model, not a curated record. Gene Ontology annotation, molecular function: DNA-binding transcription factor activity, RNA polymerase II-specific; RNA polymerase II cis-regulatory region sequence-specific DNA binding.
AUGGAUCAACAACCCCACAACGGCCUGUCGUCCUCGGCGUCCGGCCAGGACAAACAACCUCAUAUAAAUCAUUCUAGUCUCUCGCCCUCGGGAGGUGGUUUUGCUGGCCCAGACGACUCAUCCUCCGUCGGGUUAGGCCUCGAUCUCGAUGCUCAACCGCAGCAGGAACAGCCGAACUUAAACUUUGCGGCAACUGGGUCGGACGCUGGGUUUGGCUCCUUUGGCUCGAGUACCAACUUCCUCGACUCACAGCAAGCUUCGUCUCAGCAGGCAUUUAGCCAAGCCAGUGUCUCUGAUCCGACUGUUUUUGACCCUGGCACCAGCUUCGGCCAACAGCCGACUACUGGUCAAGGUACUGACAGGCCACUGUCCUUUGAUGCCCAGUCUCAACCCUCCGCUGCGUACCUAUCUCCAAGUCUCAACGACGGAGAUUUUUCCCUAUUCCCUUCCGGCAGCCAGGGCGACCACUUCAACGCUCCUCUCUUUGAGCAGCCCAGCCUCAACCCGAACGAUAUUAACAGCAUGACCUCACCUCAGUCCCAUCAUACGCCGACUCCUCCAAAUUUGCUUCAGCCAGACAGUCUUCAACCUGGGUCUGCCCACCAGUCGCCUUCCUUCAGCCAACACAACCAGUUCUCUUCUCCUCAAAGCAGUCACUCGAGGAACGUUUCUCUUGGACCCGAGGCUGCCCUCCUACCGAGCCAGAUUGGCGACUGGUCCCAACCCCAGUUUCAGGGCCAUCGUCGCAGUCCUUCUGAAUAUUCCGACGUUUCGUCCGUCUCUCCGUCCCCCAAUCUCGUGAGCGCAGACUCGUUCGACGACCAUUCCGGCCAUUCGCCACUACAAAGAGCGUCAGACGGCAGUCUCUACCAAGACGUUUUGAACAUCGAGUCCUUUAGCAUUGGUGACAGUACUCAACACGGCCGAAGUCCAUCGCAUAGUCCCGCCAUUAGCCCUAGGCUUAACCCUCAGCCAUUACCUGAGAUGCAUCAAUCAGCCUUUGGUUUGGCACCCCCAUCUGGUGGUUUUGGUGGCGGGUUGGGUUAUCAUGGCAUGCAGCUCGGCAAUAAUUCAUUCCCCCCACUGGCUUCCCAAGAGCGAAGUGACAUGUCUCACAUGGCUCCUCCAGCCAUCAACAUCGACUUUGCGCCUAAUAACGCAAAGCAAGGCCCGUACGAGUCAAUCAAAUCUCAUAUAGACCAGGACUCGUUGACUCCGCCUGAUCGAGGCCGCCCAAAAUCGCGCCCACGUUCUGUCACGGACCCUUUUCAUCCUGGUGGUGUAGCAUUGGGUCGACCGGAAAAGUCAGCCAGCCUUUCACCAACACCUCAUCUUUCUGCGCGGUCAGAGUCCUCCCGUUCUUUAUCACCUCUGGACAGGCAGGCUACUUCGUCACCCUCUCGUAGACGUCAGUCCACCUCUGCAGUCCCUAACAAUGUGAUCGCACUGCGGUUGGCAGACCCGGACUAUCAAAAUAGCCCGGAAUCAGGCUCAACAAAGCGUGUACAAAAGCAUCCUGCUACGUUCCAAUGUACUUUGUGUCCUAAGCGAUUUACACGAGCUUACAACUUGCGGUCUCACCUGCGAACACAUACCGAUGAACGUCCAUUUGUAUGUACAGUUUGUGGGAAAGCGUUCGCUCGCCAGCAUGAUCGAAAGAGACACGAAAGCCUCCAUUCCGGCGAAAAGAGAUUCGUCUGCAAGGGAGAUUUGAAAGCAGGCGGCCAGUGGGGUUGUGGAAGACGCUUCGCGCGUGCUGACGCGCUGGGUCGCCAUUUCCGAUCUGAGGCUGGCCGCAUUUGUAUCAAGCCAUUGCUGGACGAAGAGAUAAUGGAGCGUCAAAGACAGUGGCAAGAACAGCGCCUACAGCAAAACAUGGCUCAGAACAUGGCAGCGCCACAGAUGGCCUUGGACCCAGCAACUGGAUACCCCAUGGACGCGAGCGGAAACUAUGCUCUUCCGGCAGCCUUGUUGCAACAGUAUCCUGCGCUGGCCCAGAUGAAUUGGUCCACUCCUGACCCAGGGUCUACAAUGGAGGACGACCUCAGUGGUCGGUCGUCAUUUGAUGCAAGUGACUACGAUGAAGGUGAAGAGGGUGGCUAUGUGAGCGGACCAGGAACAGGUUAUGGGGAGGGCAGUUUGAGUCAGAAUUUUGGAGAAAUUGGCUAUGCCAGCGAUUUUGGCGGCCGUUAG